AUGCUCAAGCGCACACUUGCAACAGCUACGGACGACCAGCCUCGCUUACGCUUGGGAUCCACAGCACCAAACUUCAAAGCAAAGACCACUCAAGGCGACAUUGACUUCCAUCAGUGGCUCGAGAACAAAUGGGCAAUACUUUUCUCCCAUCCCGCAGACUUCACACCAGUCUGUACCACAGAAUUGGGUGCCUUCGCCAAAAUGAAAGGGGAAUUCGACAAGCGGGACGUGAAGAUGAUAGGACUUUCCGCCAACGACCUUACCUCUCACGACAGAUGGAUUGCCGACAUCAACGAAACGCAAGGCAGCAAUCUCCAAUUCCCCAUCAUUGCAGACUCGGACAGGAAAAUCGCAUUCACUUAUGACAUGGUAGACGCACAGGACGUGACAAACACGGAUGAGAAAGGAGUCGCCUUCACGAUAAGAAGCGUGUUCGUGAUCGAUCCGGCGAAGAAAAUCAGGUUGACAAUGAUGUAUCCAGCUUCGACGGGGAGGAAUACCAGUGAGGUGCUCAGGGUCAUAGAUUCUUUGCAGACGGGCGAUGGAAAGGGCGUCACAACCCCUGUUGACUGGAUACCUGGAGACGACGUCAUCGUACCUCCAACCGUAGCGACGGAGGAUGCGAGGAAGAAGUUUGGGGAUGUGAAGGAGGUUAAGCCACCGCCCAAAGCCUUCGACCUUGUGCCCGAAGCAACAGUACCUCGGCCCCUCAUGGCGAGCUCAGCGGCCUCCGGGCUCUUGAGCCGCCAGCUCAAACAAAUGCAAACCGACAAAGACAUUCCCGGCAUAAGUUGCGGACUGAUCUCCAACAACGUGUUAGAGUGGGAGGUCAUGCUCAUGAUAUCGGAUGACUGCAAGUUCUACGGUGGAGGCUUUUACAGAGCACAUCUUGUGUUUCCCCCAGAGUACCCGCACCUGCCGCCCAAGAUGACUUUCAAGACGCCGGUUUUCCACCCCAAUGUCUAUCAAUCUGGCGAAGUCUGCAUCUCAAUCCUCCACCCACCCACACACGAUCCGUACGGAUACGAACACGCUUCAGAGAGAUGGUCUCCUGUACAGACACCGGAGACGAUAUUAUUAAGCGUGAUAAGCAUGCUGAGUAGUCCGAACGAUGAGAGUCCUGCGAAUGUGGAAGCUGCGAGAAUGUGGAGAGAAGAUCCGAAGGAAUUCAAGAAGAGGUGUAGGGCGAAUGUCAGGGCGAGUCUGGGUGAAGAAUAA
This is a messenger RNA of Bacidia gigantensis, 1218 nucleotides long. RefSeq lists its product as uncharacterized. NCBI's taxonomy places the organism in Eukaryota, Fungi, Ascomycota, Lecanoromycetes, Lecanorales, Ramalinaceae. Bases 1 to 1218 code for a protein of 405 amino acids. Gene Ontology annotation, cellular component: cytosol; mitochondrion. The transcript has 4 exons. Gene Ontology annotation, biological process: cellular oxidant detoxification; cell redox homeostasis; cellular response to oxidative stress. The record is from RefSeq and is a predicted model, not a curated record. Gene Ontology annotation, molecular function: thioredoxin peroxidase activity.